AUGACUGCCGACAAGAAGAGCCUAGGUGAUACGUACACCCACGUCGUCGCCGAAUCACCUUCUAGUGAAAGCGACAUUGUGCUCGAAGAAGGGGACAAAGCUUUUGAGAAGAAGGUCCUGCGAAAGGUCGACCUCUGGCUCGUCGGGUUCUACUCAUUGGUUUACAUCUUUCGAGUCAUCGAUUCAUCCAACUACUCGAACGCGGCCAUCAUCAAUCUUGAACAUGGAACUGGCAUCAAGAAGCAGCUCCACCUUGAUCCGUCUCAAUGGGCAUGGACCCUCUCCAUCUUCUCUUACAGCUACAUGAUCUUUGAGCCGACCAAUACUGUUCUCCUCAAGACAUUCCGCCCUCGAAUAUGGAUGUUUGUGCUGAUACUUACCUGGGGCAUCUGCGCCUGUUCUGCCGCCGCUGUGCAGAAUUUCCAGGGCAUGAUGUGUGCCCGCUUCGCAAUCGGCAUGGCUGAGGCAGGGUUCUAUCCCGCAGUGCUCUUCCACAUGGACUUCUGGUAUCAACCUACCGAACUCCCAUGGCGCAUUGCCUUCUUCUAUUCAGUGGGGCAACUAUCCAGUGCUUUGAGUGGCCUUUUGGCGUAUGCCAUCAGCUUCAUGGACGGCCUGGGAGGCCUUCCGGGAUGGAGAUGGCUCUUUCUACUGGAAGGACUCCCGGCAAUCAUCCUCGCCUUUGUCGCUCUUUUCGGGCUCCCAGAUUAUCCUCAAACAGCGCGGAUGCUAAAUGAGAAGGAACGCCUGUUCAUCGAACGGCGUCUGGCGCCCACAGCGCCAUCGGGCAAACGCCAGCAUUGGGACUGGUCCUCUCUUAAGCGGCUCUUCGCCGAUCCAACCGUCUACACCUUUGGGCUCUACUGGAUCGCUCAUGGCAUAGGGGGCUUUGGUGUCUCGUACGCCUUACCAACUGUGAUUUACCAGCUCGGGUUCACAGGGACUGCACACUCGCAACUGAUGAAUAUUCCACCCUAUGUUUGCUGCUUCUUGUUCCUCAACACGGCCGGUUAUCUGAUUCACCGUAAAUGGAUUCGGCCCUGGACAUGUGGCGUCGCAAUCGAAAGCACCACAAUCGUCUGUUACAUCGUUCUCGUCACGGUCCACAGUGCGACGGUCAAGUACAUCGCUCUCAUCGUUGCCGUCUCGUGCGCUGGCUCCGCAUAUCCGGUCAUCUGGCCCGAGCGCAUUCGAGCGCUCCAAGGCACCGUCGCCGCCGGUAUUGGGAUCGGGUUGACAAACGCGUGUGCGCAGUGGAGUGGAAUCGUCGGGCCGCACGUGUACUCGACCGUCUUUGGCCCGGCCUAUCACAAGUCCUAUGUCAUCUGCCUGUCCAUCCUCAUUGUGUCCAUCAUGUCGAUUCUCACAUCAUGGUUCCUUAUUGCACGCAAAGACAGAAAGAGGGCACAGAGUUGA
Cladophialophora psammophila CBS 110553 is the source of this 1416-nucleotide messenger RNA. RefSeq lists its product as uncharacterized. The record is from RefSeq and is a predicted model, not a curated record. Gene Ontology annotation, cellular component: membrane. Lineage: Eukaryota; Fungi; Ascomycota; Eurotiomycetes; Chaetothyriales; Herpotrichiellaceae. Bases 1 to 1416 code for a protein of 471 amino acids. Gene Ontology annotation, molecular function: transmembrane transporter activity. Gene Ontology annotation, biological process: transmembrane transport. The transcript has 3 exons.